GGAGAGCAUAGGGUAGGAUAGGACUCUCUCCUCUUCUCUCCUCCUCCCUCCACAAUGAACUGAAAAGGCUCUGAUCAUCUCAUCUUUCCUCACGGGCAGGCAAGGCAGAGUUAGAUUUUGAUAUCUAUCUAAGUCUACAUGACUUUCAUUACCCCAACCCGCAUACAGAAAUAUAAACCAAAAAGUAUGUGAAUUGGAGUCUGUGAAGCUGCAGUAAGCUGUUGGUAGGGUCAACAACACAGGGAGGGUCACGUGAUAUGAUCACGUGAUAUUGAUGACGUGUCAGAGCUUUAGUGGUUCAUUGGGUGGGGAGGAGUUGAUGUGGCAUCCACACCAUGACCAUACCACCAGAUGCUUUCUUCUUGCUUUUUUCUUCCACUUUUUAUUGCUCCCACCUUACUCUUAUAUCCUUCCCCCACUCCUUAAACCUAAGCACACUCACACACACACACACACACACACACACUCUCACUUUCCUUAUUCUCUACUUCAUCAACCUCUCUCUCUCUCUCUCUCUACCCCUUAUAGAUAGAUGGCAACAAAACCUGCUGAAGAAGCUCCUGGAGCCUUAAAAUACCAGACAUGGGUCCUGAAAGUCUCAAUUCACUGUGAAGGCUGCAAGAAGAAAGUGAAGAAAGUCCUUCAAGGCAUUGAAGGGGUUUACACGACGACGGUUGAUUCUCAGCAGCACAAGGUGACGGUGACUGGUAACGUGGAGGCAGAGACCCUUCUCAAGAAGCUGUUGAGGUCAGGCAAACACGCCGAGCUUUGGCCUGAAACUAAGAAAGCCAAAAAAUCAAAAUCAAAGAAUAAUAAUAAUGAAAAGAAGACGGCAGAUAGUAGUGAAAAAGAUGGCGAUCAUGAGGAUGGCCAUGGUGAUCAACCUGAUCAAAUCAACGGCGGUGAUGAUGCUGAUGAUGGUGGUGAGUCGGACAAAGAGGGUGACGAAAGUAAUGAAGCUGCUGGUGGUGGUGGUGGAAAUAGUGCAAGUACUGGGGCUAAAAAGAAGAAAAAGAAGAAGAAGAAGAAAGGGCAAAAUGGUAAUUCUACAAAUGUCAGCGGCGGUGGCAACCCCGGUGACACAUAUUUUGGUGAUGCUCCGGGAGGUGGAAUUGUACCGUCUAUGGCUGCUCUUGAGGUGGCUCAAGCGAUGGGCUCCAUGAAUAUGAGCCCACCAAUUCAGCACGUGUACCCCGGCCCAUACCCUUCAUCAAUGUACUAUCAGCCUCCAACAUAUGGGCUAAAUUACAAUACGGCCUGUCCUACGAGUACAGCUACUUCAUACUUUGCUCCUGAUGCCAUGCAUUCUACUACGUAUUCUCACCCGGAUAUGUACUCGCCCGCUCUGCCGUCCGAUUCUUUCGAAACAUUCUAUGUGGAGGAUGACGAGCACGAUGAAGACGAAAGUGGGUGUCACAUUAUGUGAGAAUUAGAAUUAUGAGGCUUAUGUAUACGUACGUACGUACGUAGAACUAAUUAAUGUAUUAUAUACUAGUAUAUAUAUAUAGUGUGUGUACUUUGGAGGGGAAGAGAGGUUUAAUUUUGUAACCUGUAAUAAUUAAUGGGUCUGGUCUUUGUUAUAUAUAUGUAGCUAUAGCUUUUUUACUA
This is a messenger RNA of Prunus avium (sweet cherry), 1608 nucleotides long. RefSeq lists its product as uncharacterized. The record is from RefSeq and is a predicted model, not a curated record. Gene Ontology annotation, molecular function: metal ion binding. Lineage: Eukaryota; Viridiplantae; Streptophyta; Magnoliopsida; Rosales; Rosaceae.